GAAUAACCACAAUUAAAAUCAGGAAACAGGCCUUUGUGACUCGUCUUCGAAAACUCUCCACAGAUAGGGUCGCUCGAUUUUUAAUUCUUACGAUAUCCUAUUACAAACCACUGAAUUUUGUGAACUGGAUACCUCUCCCAUCCACACCACUGACUUGUACUUCAGUACCCUUUUCACGACAGCAAAUAACCGACAAUGCCUCACGCCAUGCCAGCGCCUGGCUUCCAGGCCAUAAUUCUUUGCGGGCCAGGAUCGUCUUUUCCUACUUUCACUUCCAAUCCUGAUAAGAACCCAAAGGCUUUGAUACCAAUAGCAAAUCGUCCUAUGGUUUGGUACCCUAUUGAUUUCUGUUAUCGAAUGGGUGUUACCAGUAAGUCGAGUCAUAUUUCUAGAUUUGUUAUGAAAAUCCCCGAGACUAUUUUUCAAUGCAUAGUCCUGAGUGCAUAGUUUGAGUGCAUAACCUUGAUUACAUAGUUCCGAAUGCAACGUUGAAGCGAGCUACUUGGUCUAUAUUCCUCCAGGCUACCUUGAAUGUACAUCUUUGAGGUUCUUAUGAGACUAACACUUAUUUAGAUAUCACUCUCAUUACACCACCUUCUUCGGAAGAAGCCAUUAGAACUGCAUUAGCCACAAAUCCGCAUUUGACUAGUUUACCGUUACCAAAACCAGAUUUAUUAGCACCCGAAGAUCUAGAUCAAACGACAGGUACUGCCCAGAUCUUUCGAUUCCCGGAGGUACGAAACAUCAUCAAGGGUGAUUUCAUUGUACUUCCCUGUGAUCUUGUUUGUGAGCUUGGCGGUGAAUCUUUGAUAGAAUCAUGGAUGGUAAAGGAAGGAGGGUUAGGCGGGGCCACAGGAGGGGAUCACGAGGGCCCAAAAAUGGCACUUGGUGGUGAACGAGGUGGUAGACGUGGCGGGCUUGGAGUGUGGUACGAGACCAAGAGCGAAACAAUAAUCAAGGGGGAAGAAACAGAUUUUAUUGCAACAUCGCCCCUCGCCGCAACCUCCGUACCACCCUCCAAAUCAUCUUUGAUUCCUCAUCUCUCGAAGCUGGUUUAUUCUGUACCCACCGAUACCUUGAAGGAUAUAGUUGAAGACAAAAAAGGUUUACCAAUUCGACAUGCCCUAGUACGCAACCAUCCCCGUAUUCGAAUGCUGAAUUCACAUCGAGAUGCACAUAUUUACAUUUUCCCUGCCUGGGUCAUGGACAUGAUCAACGUAAACGAGCACAUGGACAAUCUUGGUGAGGAUGUUAUUGGUUGGUGGGCUAAAGCGGGGUGGCAACAAGGCCUAGGCGACAAAUUGGGCUUGCGAGAUAUUUUCGAGAACACAAGACCCGACGAGUCCGAUGAUAAUAUGCUCGACAAUGGUCCUGCAAGUGAUGAUGUCGAUUACGGCAAUUUGAGUUCGACUUGGACAUCUAAACUCCAAGAACCACUAUCGGUCAAAGCAUCAGAUUCUUCGAUCUCUAAUGGAAAACCAAGCUUCGCUAUUCCUCCGAUUCUAGCAUACAUCCAUCCUUCAAAGCCCAUACCAGAAGGGCUUCCACCUCUUAUUAGACGGGUCGAUACUGCUCCCAUCCUUUUAAACGUAUCCCUACAGCUGGCUAAAAUCGAAGCUAUCGAUCAAGUUGGCCGCGAUGCUGCCUCCCCAUUUGCCCAUAAUAGCAAAAUAGCCUGGCCAGAAGGAAUCGCCCAGAAGACCACAGUACGACCAGAUUGUCUUUUAGCCGAAAAUGUAAUUGUUGAAGAGAAAUGCAUUAUCAAAGAAUGUGUCAUCGGUGCAAACUGUCAAAUUAAAACUGGAGCAAGAUUGACUCGUUGUGUUUUGAUGGAUGGAGUUACCGUGGGACAAUCAUGCACAUUAACGGAUUGCGUACUAGGAAAGGGAAGUUUGAUUGGAGAUAGAUCGGAGCUGCAAGACUGUGAAGUUCAAGAAGAUUUUGACGUUGACCCUGGGAGUAAGUUCUUCACACCCACACCAAAUCUUCGAGAUAUGAGUACUGAUCGGAUUUAUCAUUAUAGCCAACAAAAAGAAAGACAGGCUGAUGAGUGCUGCUGGACUAGGCGUAGCCACCGAAGAAGAAAUUCAAGACUUCAGAAAUGAAGAUUCCGACGGAACCGAAUCAAGCUAGCUUUAUAAUUAAUAAAUAUACCAAAACUUUUCCACGCUAAAGAUACCUAUCCAUACUACUGAAGAUCUUCUUUCAUACAUUUCUCUUAC
Messenger RNA from Sclerotinia trifoliorum, 2222 nucleotides. The record is from the annotation of a GenBank genome assembly. Lineage: Eukaryota; Fungi; Ascomycota; Leotiomycetes; Helotiales; Sclerotiniaceae.